This is a messenger RNA of Tetrahymena thermophila SB210, 706 nucleotides long. Its product is annotated as Rab-family small GTPase RabX2B. The record is from RefSeq and is a predicted model, not a curated record. The transcript has 3 exons. Lineage: Eukaryota; Ciliophora; Oligohymenophorea; Hymenostomatida; Tetrahymenidae. Gene Ontology annotation, molecular function: GTPase activity; GTP binding.
UUAUUUUAUUAUAAUUAAUUUGUUUAGAUUUUCUUUAAAAAAGUAAAAUGAAAUAAAACUUACAAACUAAAGAAAUAUUACUAAAAAUCUUUAUUGAUGGUGAGCCCUUGAUUGGAAAAUAAACUUUAAUUAAGCGAUUUAUUGAUGAUGAAUUUGUUUAAUUGAAUUAUAUGGAUAAACUUUUAGAUUUUAAUAUCUACAAAACAGAAUAAUAUAAUUAAAAGUUGAAAAUAAUGAUCUUUUCUUAUAGAUAGCAAGGUUGUAGAUUUAAAGUAGUAACUAAGUAGUAUCAUUAAGACUCUACUACUCAUAUUUUUGCUUAUGAUAUCACAAACAGAGACUCUUUUGAUAUUUUACAGGAAAGAAUACAAUCAUUCAUGAAAUAAGAAUUUUCAAAAAAUAUGAUUGUUUUUCUUAUAGGACUAAAGAAAGAUCUAUCUGAUUAAAGAUAGGUAUAAAUAAAUGAAGCAAAAUAGAUUGCUGACUCAUUUGGGAUGAAUUUUUUUGAAAUCUCUUCUAAAUAGAGGAUUAAUGUAUUUGAAAUGUUCGAUCUUGCAAUAAGAGAAUCUCUAGAAAGAUUUUAUUUAUAAAAGAAUCCAUGAAAUUAUAAAUAGAUAUAUACAAAGCUUUUAUAACUUAGCUAAAAACUAUUACUUAGAUUAGAAGUAUAUUUCAAUUUAAAGACAGACUGGUCUGAAACGAAAUC